This is a messenger RNA of Schistocerca gregaria, 2292 nucleotides long. RefSeq names its product tropomodulin (gene tmod). The record is from RefSeq and is a predicted model, not a curated record. Bases 252 to 1478 code for a protein of 408 amino acids. The transcript is spliced from 9 exons. Gene Ontology annotation, biological process: pointed-end actin filament capping; myofibril assembly. Gene Ontology annotation, cellular component: myofibril. NCBI's taxonomy places the organism in Eukaryota, Metazoa, Arthropoda, Insecta, Orthoptera, Acrididae. Gene Ontology annotation, molecular function: tropomyosin binding.
UAAUCGGGAACUCGAGCGGCGAGUGAGUUUGGGGUUGGGGCAGUGUUCGCGAAUCGCUUUAAAAAACCGGCGGGCGGUUAUUACAAAAAGCAUUUAGCCGUGCCCGGCGAUUUCUCAGCGCGCUCGCUCGCACGCGUGGAGGCGUACUAGCGGUAUUUUGCCGGCAGUAACCUUGCUCCUUCUUUCGUACAGUCCACGAGGAAAAGGAAGUGUUUUUAAUUUCCGCGUAGCAAAAACUUGCAGCGGCAGAAAUGGAGACGGUCGAGGAAUAUUACGAGGGUGCCACCACCAGGCGGAGGACCAUCCGGACAAGCCUGAAGAUAGAGGAAACUUCCUCGUCUACUACGACGACUACCAUGACAACGGCGGCGAAGUUGUACGGGAAGGAUGUGAGCGAGUAUGAACACCUGGACGUGGAUCAGCUGCUCAAUCAGUUAACCCCGGAGGAAAUAGACAUCCUAGCCAAGGAAGUGGACCCAGAUGAUCAGUUUCUGCCACCUUCUCAGCGCUGCAACUACUCCUGUGAGAAAAGUCCAACAGGCCCACUGAACCGCAAGAAGCUGAUAGAGCAUAUCAAUAAGCAGGCUCUCGAGACUCCUGACAAGCCGGAGCUGAAGCCGUACGUACCUGGCACCGUCCGUGGCAAGAAGUGGAUACCUCCACCACCUCCACAACGUGAAAUAGAUGCUGAAGAACAGAUUGCCAUAGACCUGGGUGACGAGUAUGAAACUGCUCUUGAUAAAGCGACGCAGGAGGAAAUCAUUGAUCUUGCAGCUAUCCUGGGCUUCCACUCGAUGAUGAACCAGGAGCAGUACCACGCGUCUCUACUCAACAAGGACCAGCCAGUCGGUCUGGGCUGGGAUGGUAUCACGAAGGCUUCGCAGCCGAAGCCGUACCCGGCUGAGCCGCCCAACCUCACAGAUCCUGACUCAACUAUUCAGCAAGUCAAGGAUGAUGACCCCACUCUUAUUGACCUCAACUGGAACAACAUUAAGAAUAUUUCUGAAGAAAAAUUUGAGCACCUUUUCAAUGCGCUGCCUGAGAACACCCAUUUGGAAACACUGAGUUUGAGCAAUGUGGGAAUGACUGACAACUCUGCUAUCAAGUUAGCAGAAGCGCUCGAGCGCAACACUACUUUACGUGUCGUCAAUGUGGAAACAAACUUCAUCAGUCCACCCGUUAUUGUGAAGCUUAUUAAAUCCCUCUUGGCAACCAAAACAAUUGAAGAGUUCAGAUGCUCUAAUCAGAGGUCGCAGGUGCUGGGCAACAAGAUAGAGAUGGACAUAACGGGCCUGGUGGAGCAGAACCCGACACUUCUGCGGCUCGGCCUCCACCUGGAGUACAAUGAUGCACGCCACCGCGUUGCAGCUCACCUCCAGAGGAACAUCGACAGGAGUCGCCUCCGUCGGAUAGGCAGAGCUUCGCGCAACUACACCAUUGGAUUCGUCACACACCACAAGAAGUCCAUCCACGAGUGAUUUGGCUUCCUCCAACAGAAGUUCUGUGUGUAGUGUGUCACUGUAUGCUCCAUAGGUGUUGUUGUGGACGAUAGAAACUGUGCUCUGUUUUUGUCCUCUACUCGCUAUCUGUGAAAGUUUUGUAGCUGGAAAUGGGAGGGAAAAAGUGAAAAGUGCAGAGGAGCACUAAGUUUGUAAAUGUUCUGUCAAUGAAUUACAGAUAUGUUCAGCUAUUUGUCUCCCCCCCCCCCCCCCCCUUGCUUUUUGAAACAGAACACUCGAUAUUUCCUUCUUGUGUAUUUUAGGAUAUACUCCCUCUUUCUUCUUCAAAACCCUUCAUAGAACCAUUCAGUGCUAAACAGUGAAUGUUAUGUGCUUCAGAUAGUUGUAGAAUGUAUAAAAUUUCACACUUGAUAUAUGGCAACAGCAACUGUUCAGCUGCUUGGGGUGGCCUUCAGCCCUGUAAAUUUUUUAAGUUUCUGAAUACAAUGCGUACGGAAAAAGAAUGAAAAAAAUUUCAAAAGAAUGAAAAAAAUUUCUUUGUUAUUGUUUGAGAAACUGGCAUUCUCUCCUCCUCAUAAACAUGUUCUAAGCAGUCACUAAUGGUUGUGAAGAGAAUUAGCUUUGAAGCUGGGACAAUGAUAUUUUCUGACAUGCACGUCAUACUCGAAUUACAAGAAACCGAUAGCUUUAUCAUUUUUCCGUUGUGUAAUAUAUGUUAGGCUUUUAUAGCAAUAGAUUGAAAAACUUUGUAGAUUACAUCAGCACUGAUGUUUCCCAUUUUAAUAAAAUGAUAGAAAAUUUUCACAUCAAACAGCUGUGCCUCACAUAGAAA